Messenger RNA from Rhopilema esculentum, 3225 nucleotides. RefSeq lists its product as uncharacterized. The record is from RefSeq and is a predicted model, not a curated record. Lineage: Eukaryota; Metazoa; Cnidaria; Scyphozoa; Rhizostomeae; Rhizostomatidae.
GUGCAUAGCGUAGCUUGACCGAUGAAGAUGUAGAUGAAGAGAAAUUUGGGUUCUACUUCACCUACCGAUAGACGACUUAACCGACAAACCAGGGAUUUUUGCACCGAUUGGAGUUUUACCGACAAGAUCAUGAAUUGGGGGGGGGGGGGGUUCACACCCCCUACACCCACCGCUAGCUACGCCCCUAGAUACAUGAACUCAAAACAGGCCUCUUCAUGAAUUGGGCGACAGGAAGGUGAUCCUGAAGCAGGGGCGUUGAGAGGGAGGGUUAGAAGGGGCAAAAGGUCAGGGGCCCGUGCUCCGAUGGGGCCAGUAAUAAUUUGAUAAGAUCUAUUUACAAUACAGUAAAAUCUAUGUAUUAUAUGUAACCAAGGCUUAUCGGUUUAUCGCAGAGAAAUGCCCACAUGUCAUUUAUUCAUGUAAAAUGUUUUUGCACACUCUUGUAAAACCUCCUAAAACUUUUUCAACCAUUGCAACUGAAAAGAACGUUUCCCGAAUUUACCAGGAGAAUGAAGAGCGUGGCCAUAGGAAAUUUUCUUAAGGGGGUCCUGUUUUGUGAUUGACCCCUGGGCCCGAGCUGCCUCUCGCCGGCCCUGCCCUGAAGGUACCGCUCGAAUAGACCAAGUUUGCCAUAGGAAAGAAUCAACAUGGAAACAUAUCAUUCCUAUUUUUAGCAAGAAAGCAAAAUUCAAAACUGGAUAUUUGUAUCACUUUCAUAAUUGUCACGUUUGGAUUGACCAACUAUGGAUUGAUGCAUAUAAUUUUGCUACCUGAGGCCCAAUAAGAACCUUGCUAUGACGAAUGUUAACCGACAGGAACUAAGUUGUCAGGUGUAUGGAUCCACGCAAAGGAAAAACAUCUCGGGUUUUUCCUUGUAAGAUGAUACCCCGUGUUAAUGAAACAUUCCUUUGAAUUAGCUAUUGGCCCUUGAAAUGCCAUUGAAACCUUGGGCGGGGGUGUUUCUUUAUCUCUUUAUCCUUUCGGGAUAUAAAAUUGGCUGACUAAUCACACUUUCAGCAUAAAGUUGAUUAGCAUAUUGUUUUGGUGGCACUUUUGGGACUGUUUCUUUCAAAACACCUGUACCUUUGAAUAACUCGUGUACAUAACCAAGCACUUAGUCAAAGGAAGGUAGAAUUUGUCUUGGACUUCUAUCUAAGGAAGAGAGUCUAGGAACCAGCGCAGAGGAAAACAUAAAGUUCCUGGCAUGAGUAGACGAAGCACAACCCAGCUGGAGAAGGUAGAAAAAUUCUAAACAACAACAAACGACAACGCUGCAGUAAAUAAAAGUGUCAUAUCAAGUGUGGUUUUUAGAAUUUUAUUGCACAUGUGCUUGGUUUCAAUUUUGGUCAAAGAUUUCAUGUUGCCAUUUUAAAGUGGGUCGCAAAUUACUUCUAAAGAAACCGAAAGAACUUUUAUCACCUGUCUCCUGCCACGCCGAGCAUUGGACAGAUCAGCGCGUUCCUUUAUGUUAUAGUAAUUUUCUUUGCAAAUCAGUAGUUUGCUUGUUGGCGCUCAGACGAGUGUGGUUAUUAAUAAUUAAAGGCAGGGCGUUGUGGCAGGUUGUGCUAAAGGGGCAAGAGAGCUGCAAAUGAGGCAAGAUAAGGCCACAAUAUAUCACUAUUAGAAUGGAGCAAAACCAUAGGUUAUGCGAAGUUUCGACACAGCCUGUAGCGAGUAUAACCAAGGACGAAAAACGUAAUGCAAUCGUUAUUGUAAAGCCGACAUUUGAUCAUGUACCUGUUUUAUCAAGCAGCUAUCAAGCCUCGUCGCUUACUUUAAGAGAAACAUGCCUGGAUAAUCGUGCAGCCGAUGCUACCAAAGUAGACGAGCAUUUGAGAACUGAAGCUACAGAAAAUAUCGAGAAUAUCAAAGAAAUUUCGAACUUUGCAAAAUCAUUAGAACAAGAAGACAGUGGCGUAGUUCCAGUCGUAGCAGGCACCACGGUUUUGACAAACGAAGCGGUUGUCUGUGCGGAGGAACUGAAUACCAGUGUAAAAAAAGCAAGAAGUUCGUGUUCACUUAAGCGUUAUAGGACUAAGCCCAAAGAAAGACAGCGGUCGGAUAGUCUUCCCCUUUAUUUUGCAAAUUUAUCUGUUGCAGAUUUGACAUUACCAGUUUACGUAAACAACAGUCCAUCUGGACAUGAUGACAGUGUUAUUUCAGAUGCACCAUUUUUAGAACAGGGUAUUUCUCGGAACUUGGUAGCAGUUACACCACCGCCAACGUACAGAAGCCUUAUAAAGCAGACAUUGGCCGAUAUACCACCUUCAUAUGAAAGCGUCACGGGCUUAAGUCUAAACGUCGCACAGGACCCAUCGACUCUGGCUGCAAAAUCGAAUUCAAGAAAUAGUCGUUCGAAUGCUAUACAGCCACAGAGCAAAAUAAUUAUAAUCGUUAUCAUCUCAAUUGUUAUUCUUACGACACUGAUUUUGGUCCUCGCCGAAGCAUUUACGACGAUGUGAUGACUAAACGGUUCCUGAACAGAGCCGAUUUAGCAAGUCACUGAAGAAAAUCGCGAUCUUAAAACCAGAAGAAUGUGAUAAUCAACCUGGCAAAUUAGCCCAGCGCCUGGACUGCAGGAAACGACAACUAUUUAACAGUUUAACUUGCUAAAUUGUAUUUCGUUCCUGGCGAAGGACGACGCGCGUCGACGUUAUUAAAAGAUGGAAGUUUCUCAACAUUCUGGACCUUCUGGAACUCAUCUUAGAAAAACGCUUGUUAGAAUAGAACUCUAGGGUGCGUGAAAAGCAAAAACACAACUUUGUUGGAAGUGGGAAUUCCAAUGUUUGGUAUCGUCCCUCAGUACAAUAAUUGAAAUUAAUUAGCUCUACAGAAAAACCAAUCUACCCUUGACUUGACCAAAACAAUUUGAAUCUAAACUGUCAGCUUCUAAAAACCUAAACAAUGAAAAACAUCUCAUAGAUCUUAAAAAAGAGUUCUGGUAGCUAAAAAGAAAGUUGUUAUAAUUUAAGUCUUAUUUAUAUAAUUUAUCUGUUAUUUACUUAAAGUAUUUGUUUAUAUCCAAUAUGGUUGUAAUUAAUUAUGGGGCCUCUUGCUCAACUGAUGUAAUUUAAAUGAAGCACAUACUAGAGUUUUGAACUGUGAAACGUGUUAAAAAUAUUUUUUAUUGUCUUUAAUUUAAUUUUCACUGAAAAUUGUAUUAUAUAACUUUUUACGAUUCUUAGAAAUUUUAGGGUUUGUAAUGUGACGUUCCUAGGUUUUUUU